This is a messenger RNA of Frieseomelitta varia, 1835 nucleotides long. RefSeq names its product dual specificity protein phosphatase MPK-4 (gene MKP-4). NCBI's taxonomy places the organism in Eukaryota, Metazoa, Arthropoda, Insecta, Hymenoptera, Apidae. Gene Ontology annotation, cellular component: nucleus. Gene Ontology annotation, molecular function: protein tyrosine/serine/threonine phosphatase activity. Gene Ontology annotation, biological process: protein dephosphorylation. The transcript has 2 exons. The record is from RefSeq and is a predicted model, not a curated record. The coding region runs from base 367 to 1410 and encodes 347 amino acids.
GUGUUACUGAAGCGCCAUCAUAAUGUCGUGCGUUGACAACUGAAACUAGUGCAUAGAGUUCUGUUGAAUAUAGGUGUUUUUCGUUGUUUUAUGUUGUGUAGAAGCAAAGAAACAAAUUCAAAAUAUACCAAAAUGGGCAGAGGAUGUACGAGGUUGCCAGAGAAUAUAAAAUCGACUGAUCUCGAAACAUAUUGUGUUUAAUGCCAACAACGCUUUUGCAUCAUGAAGGAACAAUAAAACUUUUUAGAAAACAUGUUGCUGUUGCGAUUUAUUUCUCGUAUUACUCAGAUAACAUUUAUAGAACUAGUUCCACAAUUCAAAAUACUGCAAUUACUUACAAUACGAGUGUAAGCGAGAGUAAUCACAAUGGCGCAAGAAGCAACUACUAAUCUAAUUAGAGAGGAUUUUGAUGCUGGUCCAUCGAGCUAUGACGAAAUUAUUCCUGGUUUGUUUCUUGGGAAUCUUACAGCUGCUACAGACGUCGAAUGGUUAAAAGAAACUAAAAUAAACUAUAUACUCACAGUAGAUUCAUGUCCACUUCCAAGAAAAAUCCAAGAGCUUUUACCAAACUUGACUAUAAAGUACAUACAAAUUACUGAUAUGCCGCGUGAGGAUCUUUUAACUCACUUUGAAGAUUCUUAUGAAUUUAUAGACCAUUCUCUACAGCAAAAUGAUAAGGUUUUGGUACACUGUUAUUUUGGUGUCUCUAGAUCAGCUACAAUUGUUAUCGCAUAUUUAAUGAAAAAAUAUAAAAAAAGUUUUUGCGAUACAUUUGAAACUGUAAAGGAAAAGAGACGCUUUGUCGGACCUAAUGCUGGUUUCUUGGCACAGUUGAAGCUUUAUGAAGAAAUGGGAUUUGGAGUAGACAAUACCAACGUGCAAUUUAAAAUGUACAAGUUGCAAAUUGCAGCGGACAAGGUGCGAAAGGCAAAAAUCCUGCCACAAAAUUGUGCAGAUCUGAUAAAACCAGAUCCAGCUCUUGCCACGGUACAUCCAGAGCCAACGGUGUACCGUUGUAAAAAGUGUAGGAGGAUCAUAGCCAGUGUUAGCAACAUUUUGCCACACAUGCCAAAGGAGAAGCAAAUCUGGAGACAUAUAAGUCAGAAAAAAUCAUCCAAACAAUCGAAAACGUCGCAUGAAUUAUUGGAACCGUUACAAAAAGAAGAGCAACAGCCAGCCGAAUUUUGUACCAAAAUAUUAUUUGUCGAGCCGCUAGCUUGGAUGCCCGAUAUAACGCACAAUGUCGAGGGGAAAUUAAAUUGUCCAAAGUGUAACACAAAGUUAGGUUCUUUCAGUUGGAUAGCGGGUAGUCAAUGUCCAUGCGGCAGCAAAAUAGCGCCAGCAUUUUAUUUGGUUCCCUCGAAAGUAGAUUGGAGUAACGCUGUACAAAAUGUACAAGUAACUGUAUAGUAUUAACGCUUGUAAUCUUUACAAUUAAGAACUUUUGGACGGAUGACUGACAUCUAAUGACUAAUAUGUAAGAUGAGAGAUUUUUGGAAUCUUUUUACGUGGUUCUAGUUCUCGAUUAGCGUUAUAACGAAUAUAUACGUGUGACCAAUAUACUUAGGAAAUUUGUAUUCUAAUUUCGUGCCAAAACAUUCGUAUAUCAAAUGUAAACGUAUUCGUUUCACGACUGUAAUUUUACAUGCGUUUCUCGCCGCAACGAGUACACCGACCCGUUCUUCCAUCGUUCGAUCUUCGUAUUUGUACGUCUUGCUUUUUUUCUAUGAUUAACAUAUAAUAAUAAUAUAGUGACUUUGUAGACUAACAUACUACUUCCUGUAUAGAUGUCUUGUAUAUUAAGCAGAUAAUAUAUUUAUGAUUUUUAUCAUUUA